CGAUGAAGUGGUCAGGRUGUCGUCGYUGUCGGACCGUUUCAAGUAGGUACAAAGCCGCAAGGACAACUACGACCGAUCUUCCAGGGAUGCUACUAGGGUGUUUUUUUCUCCUAGCUCAGUGGAAUUCUGGGRAUUCACUCCAGCCGUUGCUACGGAUCCCCAGGAAACCAUCGCGGUCCUUAGCGGUAUCCUCACUUGGGGUGUCUCAACGUUCUUCCACUCCUUCGUCGUGCGAAAGAGAAGAUGCGUUUUCAGCGGCUCUAGCGGCAAGCGAAGGGAAUUCUUCUCGACGGAUGUUCUUUGCAUCGACUCUAGUAGGCGCGGGUGUGUGGCUUGGCGAGGGACURCCCCAGGCUGCUCUAGCGAAAACCACAGCAAUGCAAUCGAAAGAUGGCGUUGAAUUUCUAUGGCAGAAAGAUCCCAUCAACCCGAAGCGAUCAAGCUUUAAAGUCACGGAUGCCGAAAAACGAUACAACGUGAGUUUUGUGACAUAUCUUUCUCGGUUUCUUUUGAGUUUCGACCCAAAGGCGCAACAAUGGUGGAUGGAUCGUGCGAAAGAAAUCCCUAAAAAAACACCCAGGGAGGACAUUUUYGACAUUCGAGAGGAACAAUUUGCUAGAUUUGCAGCUUCUGUUGAAGUUGGUUUGCAGCAAGAUGACUUUCUUGGAGAGGACGGCCCGAAACGAUUGUUGGAAAGCCUGUUGAAUCAGUUCGGAAAGCCGCAUGAUGAUGCUGGUAGCUCCACUGGCACACCCACAGGAGACGAAUCGGAUAAACUCACAAAGGAACAGAAGGAAGCAAGACGACAGCUAGCAUUGUUGUUUGGGUUGCUUGAGGAAUCCCAACCGGUCGAAGAAAUCACAGCGCUCUUGGCUUCCAUCGAUAACGGAUCUAUCGAUGCAGUGGAACUAAGGGAAGACGCUCGGUCUGCUGGUUUGCUGAAAGGAUUUUCACCKGAAGACGUGCCAAUGAUAAUGUUCCCGCCACCCGAAGCAGGAUCGAGUUACAAGCAGGCCACUGGCAAGGCUCUUUUGAAACCCACUGGUGAAUUGUUACGCAUCGAAAUCAUCGAUGGAGGAGAAGGAUACACCCAACCUCCGGAUAUUUCUGAGGAGAUAUCCGGGAUAAUGGAUGGAGGCGAAGCGGCGACUWUCGAUACAGCAAUUGCGAAAGGAGUAUUGAAAAGCAUAAAGCUCACAAAGAAAGGUUCUGGCUACAGUCAAGAUUGUAUCGUGAAAAUGACACUGAAGCCUCCUACAAAAAACACCGGGAAACCCGCAGUWAUUCGCAUUGUCCCGGAAAUGGAGAUAUCCAAAGUAGAGAUGGACGAAGUUGGAUCUGGUUACGCAGUGGAGAAGCCCAUCAAAGUUACGCUGGUUUCCAAGGCUAGGGGCGAACCCCAACUUAUUGGAGUUGGGUAUCCCAAGGGGAAAAUGGGUUCAUUCAUGGCCGCUCGGCAACCUAGCGAAAACAAAAUACGUAAUUUUGAGCGAGAACUCAUCAGCGAAGAGAUAAAAGUGGUCAGCGGRGCUUCGAGCGGUGGGAAUCUUCCCUCUACCCCGUUCCCCGAAAAGGCAUCGUCUUCGCAACAACUUUUGGCUCUGCUCCCACAAGGAUUUGGUUUGGAAUUCGAUACAAAGAAAAAAUACUAUGUAUUGAGUGUGAACAAAGAAUAUCAAAGYUUAUAUCCGUCUAUGGCCCUGAAAGCUCCCAACAGGCCAUCGGUUCCCGAUUUUGGCCCACGGGGCCGGAAUCCCAUCGAGCGGGAUCAACGAAUAGAUGUAUCAACGUUUUUGCGCUUUGUUCUUUCCGGUGCAAUUUGUUGCGGCGGUGUUAAUGUAGCACUCACACCAUUGGAUCUGGUGAAAACCAAGGUUCAAAUCGAUCCCUCCCGAUAUCCCAAAGUUCUACCUGCAUUUCAAUCGGUGUGGARAGACGAGGGCCCUAGCACUUUAUACACGGGCUGGGUGCCUACACUUAGUGGGCACUUCAUUGCUGGUGGUGUGCUUUAUGCCACAACGGAGGUGAUCCGCCGAUCGCUAACUGAAGCAGUUGGAGUCAAUGCAAUGUCUCUAGAAGUUCCGAUCAUUUUGGCUGCUGCGGGUUUCUCCUCUGGCGUCGCGGCAGUCCUUUAUUGUCCAUUUGAUGCGGUAAGGAUCCGACUCGUAGCCCAACCUGAUUAUGGAAAGAAUGCAUUCAAAACGGUGUCUCGUAUGGUGAAGGAAGAGGGGAUCGAUUCCUUGACGAACGCAAUUCCUGUGUUUGUUGCAAAACAAGUCCCGUAUGCAGCCGUCAAAUUUUUAAUAUUUGAUUUGAGUACCGAAUAUUUGUACAAGGCUUUUCCUCUAGCGCAGGAGGAUCUGAAGCUAUCACUCGUAAUCAGUCUGACYGGGGGUAUUCUAGCCGGGAUAGCCGCGGCGUUCGUGAGUAAUCCGGCCGAUGCUGUCAUUUCGGAGCUCAAGAAAGCCAAAUCCGACCAAUCACCCCAAGAGGCACUCCAAGCAUUGCUGGAUCGAGGGGGCUCUGAGGCAUUAUUCAAGGGUCUUUCAAUACGAAUGGUYCUUUAUUCACUSACCGCAGCUUUUCAAUUCUUGAUCUACGACGGUGUUCGGUUUGCUCUGGGAGUAGGACCGGACGAUCUGCGCCUAUAUCUAGAUGUUUUGGGUGAGGCUCUUACCACGAAUGCGUGAUCAUCUUUGAGUUUCUAUAUUCUAUACAU
Pseudo-nitzschia multistriata is the source of this 2719-nucleotide messenger RNA. Lineage: Eukaryota; Bacillariophyta; Bacillariophyceae; Bacillariales; Bacillariaceae. The record is from the annotation of a GenBank genome assembly.